AUUCUAUUAAAUUUUAAAUCUAACCUCAAUAACCAUAAACCUCAAAAACAUAAGUUAUGACGCAAGAUAACACUGUUUUAGUCCAUUCUGCUGAUUAUUUUGUUAAUAUUCUAUUUAUCCAACAUUUUCCAUAAAGACAAAAUGAGUAAAUUAUUUAAAGUGUUUGUUUAUGGAACCCUAAAAAGUGGUCAACCUAAUCAUCAUUGGUUUUCAAAGGAUGGUGGUUAUUAUAAAUUUCUUUUUAACGCAACAACACUAAUUAAGUAUCCUUUAAUUAUCGCUAGUCAAUAUAACAUUCCAUUUUUAUUAUACAGCCCAGGACAUGGUAAAAAUGUAAAAGGUGAAGUUUAUGAAGUUGAUGAAACCGUUUUGGCCAAUUUGGAUAUAUUAGAAGAUCACCCGAAUUGGUAUCAAAGACAACUUGAAGAUGUUUAUUAUGAUAAUGAUGAAAAUAAAAAAGAUAAAGUAUGGGUAUAUUUCAUUAAAAAAUUUAAAUCUGAAUUACUUGAGAAAGAUACAUUUGAAUGCUAUGAUAGCAAAGGAGCACAUGGAUUGAAAUAUGUUGAAAGUGAAAAUCUUACUGUGGAAGAAUUUUUAAAUGGACCUGUAUAAAUUUUGAUUGAAAUAAAUAGAAAUUUUAUUGUUUAUUUUGACUUUAAGACAUAGAUAAUAAACAUUCCUUUGUGGUUAGAAUAGUUA
Molecule: messenger RNA, 699 nt
Organism: Onthophagus taurus
Lineage: Eukaryota; Metazoa; Arthropoda; Insecta; Coleoptera; Scarabaeidae
Product: putative gamma-glutamylcyclotransferase CG2811
Cellular component (GO): cytosol
Molecular function (GO): gamma-glutamylaminecyclotransferase activity
Source: RefSeq, a predicted model, not a curated record